AUGCUGCGUGGCCUACCUCGAGUGGUCGAUCCAUGGUGGUUCAGCCGUAAUACCCUUGUGGUGCCUAGCUUCCAUGCCGCCCGGAGGAAGCAUGAGUGCCGGAGUACUGCCAGGUUGCUCAGACCUGGACAGGAGCAGUUGAGAUACAGAGGUCGGGUUCUAACCACGGGCCUUCCGGUCAGGUUGCUACGGCAGAUGUUUGAGAAAGUUCAUCCAGAACACACAACAUUUAUUGAAACAAAGCGCAAAGAGAGAGAUGAGCGGCGCGAAGCCCGUCUUCGAGAACAGGCCGCUAUAUGUAUACAGCGGUUUGAACUUCUCAUACGUCAUAUUAUGUCAACGAUUGAAACGGCAAAGCCUGAUAUUUCUUUUCUUGCACUGGCGCUCCGGAAAGCAACUUUGCUAGAUUGGAUAUCUGUGACGAAGUGGAUAUUCGUCUACACAUUACACUAUUUAUCCGAACUUGAUCCUUGCACUCCAAGCGGUUCAAGGCUGCUCAGUUUAUUCCUCUCGUUCCUGUUAGUCGUUACAGAUUAUUCGUGCUGGAGCUUUUAUGAUGAAAAGUUGAAAUCUUCAAUGCAACAGCUGAAUGCUGUCCUUCUUGACCACAUGAUACAGUAUCAGCUGUAUGAGAAGCUCCACCUUCUACUCUGUAAAGGUCUUGCAAGACAUACCCCAGCAUUUACCAGCACUUCUUUGACCGGCCUAUUCACGCUUGCUGUGCGUCCGUUGCUGUAUUCAAAUUUCAACAAGAGCAAGCUGAUUAUAUUUACUUCUCAGAUUCUAACCGUCCCCGGUUUAAUUCUGCACGUUAGUUCAAUGAUGAAUGAGUCCUACGAUAUCAUCGUGAAAGAACGGUUGUGUUCAAAAGUUAUCCUACUCUAUCACAACCAUGCAGAAGAAUUGGAGCUACUGGUGUCCUCCGUCGAAGGACCUUACGUAUUGUGCUUCAUUGCCAAUCUGAUACAACUCAGUCUACUUGAAGAAGAGGUGAUUGCGCUCCACUGCUCUGAGUUUUGUGUGGUGUUGUCAAAGCUUAUGCGCCACUUGAGUAACUAUGUGGGGAGUAAAAAAUCCAAUCUCUCCAGCUGGCAUCCAAUUCUGGGUUGGUUUGCACAACCUCUGGAUAACUCUCUACAGUCUGCUAUGCUGUUCGUUACGAAGCAACUGCGCCUUUUAUGGAACAAUCGAAUGGUCCGUCUUCUUUUCGGGGACCUGUACGCUCAGACUGAAUUGGAUGAAAUUGCUGGAGCAUCUAGCGGAGCCUCUAGUUCUGCGAAAACUCAUUCUGGGACCGCGCCGAAAAGUGGGCGAUCACACAUCGAACUUUAUGCCGGUCGUGUACGCCACGAGUUGACACAUUUCUUCAAUCAACUUGCCGGUGGCAAACUGGGCAAAAGCAAAAAGCAUUCGAACUCACUUUCUCUCUAUGGACCCCACACCAGUCUGUAUGGACCGCAGGACUUGCCCAGAUCACUCAAAGCUGUUUGUAUGUUGUAUUGUUUCAACGUCGGAAGCCUCAGAGAGAUCAAGAAUGAUAUUUUAGCGGGCCUGUCGCUUGGAGACUUACUUCCACGGCUCUGGCGCCUUAUCGCUCGAUGUGGAAGUGUGGUUGACUGGGUGAAAAUACUGACGGAUUCGAAUCCUGUCUGGCAUUUGGAACCCCACGCCUCCCACUUGAUGCACAUUUUUACCGCUGCAGCCAGUAAUCUGCUCAGCAUCCUGGAUGAUGUCGAACUCUUCCAGUUGAACAAGUCUUUCUCUGUCGAUGAGCUUUGCUCCAUGGGAACCUUUUUCAACCAUCUUGUUUAUGAAACUGUCAUGGCAGUCCCCGAUCCGUGGAAGUUAUGUAGUGGUAGCGGGACAAACGCAAAAGACGCUUCCACCACCAAGGCAGAGUGUUCUCCAUCUCCACUGUCCGUGACCACCUUCCCCGAUCUUUUCUCCAUGUGUCUGCGAUUACUUUCUAUCAUCCACGAACGUGAUAGCCGCUAUCAGUUCACCCCUGCGAAUUUCUGGCUUCUGUCGAAUCUUAGAAUUUCGACACUGUUAGCAGAUUUGCGCAAGCCAAAACCUCAUGCACUGUUCCUACUGAAAAACGUACCUCACAUCAUACCCCACAAGGAGCGUGUAUUGUUGUUCCGGGACCGUGUACGAGACGACAAAGCCUCGUUGGGUGUACAAACACGAAUGAACUGGUUGACCGACGAUGGACCAGUGGGUGCCGUGAUUACCGUCCAUCGAAACCGACUAGUCGAAGAUGGAUAUCAGCAACUGGCUAAUUUAAACUCAUCUCAGCUUCGCAUGAAAAUCCGCGUUCAGUUCGUUAAUGAGAUGGGCUUGGAUGAGGUGGGUAUCGAUCUUGAUGGGGUGUUCAAAGAGUUUCUCGAAGAAACUCUUCACCGAGUUUUCGACCCCAGUCUGAACCUUUUCCGUGUCACCAGCGAUCAACGUCUCUACCCUUCGCCAUCUUCCCAUGUCCAGGACAAUCAUCUGAUGUUGUUUGAGUUUUUGGGGAAAAUGCUUGCCAAAGCAAUUUACGAAGGUAUCGUAGUUGACGUUCCGUUUGCCAACUUCUUUCUCACCCAACUAUUGGGUCGCGAGAAGGCGGGUUGCUACAGUUUCUUGGACGAGUUAGCCACGCUGGACAAGGAACUAUACAAAAGUCUCAGUUAUAUAAAGCACUACGAUGGUGAUGUAGCCGACUUGGAAUUCACCUAUUCUUAUGCAGAGGAUUCUCUCGGACAAAUGGUUGUGCAUGAUCUCUGUCCCGGUGGCCGCUACAUCACCGUCACGAACGACCUAAAGAUAAGUUAUGUCCAUCGCGUUGCCCACUUUCGUAUGUAUAAGCAAAUUCGUGCUCAGACUGCCUCGUUCAUUCGUGGGUUUUACUCUAUUCUCAAUCCCGAUUGGUUGGCCAUGUUUUCUCCCCCCGAGCUGCAAAAACUAAUCUCUGGAGAUAGUAUAUCGGUGAACAUUGAGGACCUCAAACAGAAUACACGUUAUUCCGGUGGAUUUCAUAGCAAUCACCGUGUGAUCAAAUGGUUAUGGGACAUUCUUCGACGUGACUUCUCUGAUGCCGAACGUGGCCUGUUUCUAAAAUUUGUCACCAGUUGCUCGCGGCCGCCUCUGUUGGGCUUCGCCAACCUGGAACCCCCGUUUUGUAUCCGCUGCGUCCAAUACACAAACGAAGAUCAGGACGUUGGUGACACACUCGGAUCUGUUCUAAAGGGCUUUUUCGGAGUUGGUGGGCGGCGUGAAGAGAUAUCCAGAUUGCCCACGACGUCCACUUGUUUCAAUCUGUUAAAGCUGCCAAACUAUUCCUCCAGGAGCGUGCUGCGCGACAAACUUCGAUACGCAAUCCACAGUCAUGCAGGUUUCGAGCUUUCAUAACCGUGAUUUCAGUGCAAUAGGCUCCUGUUACUUUCCUUUCAUCUGUAUAUACAUCAGUUCUUCAUCCCAGUGUAAUUUGAAAUAUAAUUUACCUUGCCUUUCCUGGAUCUCAUUACCCUUUCAAGUGUUCAGAUUCCUUAGCUUCCAGUGGCAUUUCACAACAGCACUGACCAGCGACCUUCACAAAUG
This is a messenger RNA of Opisthorchis viverrini, 3582 nucleotides long. RefSeq lists its product as hypothetical. NCBI's taxonomy places the organism in Eukaryota, Metazoa, Platyhelminthes, Trematoda, Opisthorchiida, Opisthorchiidae. Gene Ontology annotation, biological process: ubiquitin-dependent protein catabolic process; protein polyubiquitination. The transcript has 25 exons. Gene Ontology annotation, molecular function: ubiquitin protein ligase activity. The record is from RefSeq and is a predicted model, not a curated record. Bases 1 to 3393 code for a protein of 1130 amino acids.